AUGGCGAAACUCACGAGCAUAGUCAUCAUUGCGGCGUUGGGAGUACUGGGUUUAGUAGUUGCAGAUGCUCACCGGACCAUAAUCACCACCAUGGAAGUGGAGGAAGAAGAGUACAACCAAAGGCAGCAUGAGCGGUGCAGGCAAAUGAGAGCCCGGGAGGAGAUCGGGAGGUGCGCAGAGUACCUGACGCAGCAAAGCAGGAGGCCAUAUGUUUUGGAGAUGCGUGGAAUCGAGAACCAGAGGAGGAGAGGAGGGGAGUUGUUGAAUGAGUGUUGUAAUGAGUUGAGGAACGUGGAUGAGGAGUGUAGGUGUGAACUUCUGGAGGAAAUUGUUAGUAUGGAGAGGAGAAAAGGAGGAGGACAAGAAGAAAGGCAGAUGUUUCAAAGAGCUAGAAACUUGCCUUCCAUGUGUGGAAUCCGUCCACAACAAUGCUACUUCUAA
Benincasa hispida (wax gourd) is the source of this 441-nucleotide messenger RNA. The record is from RefSeq and is a predicted model, not a curated record. Lineage: Eukaryota; Viridiplantae; Streptophyta; Magnoliopsida; Cucurbitales; Cucurbitaceae.